Chaetura pelagica (chimney swift) is the source of this 594-nucleotide messenger RNA. Its product is annotated as chromosome unknown open reading frame, human C4orf33. The coding region runs from base 1 to 594 and encodes 197 amino acids. NCBI's taxonomy places the organism in Eukaryota, Metazoa, Chordata, Aves, Apodiformes, Apodidae. The record is from RefSeq and is a predicted model, not a curated record. The transcript has 5 exons.
AUGGAAUUUACAAUUAAACACACAUGGGAUGGUUUACCUGUGAGCCAUGAGCCAGUUAAAAUUGGGCUGAAGUCAGACAAUGCAGGACUGAUAAUGGAAGUGAAUGCUCCCUUCUUUAAUGAUCCUCCAGCACCCCUUGGAGAACCAGGGAAACCUUUCAGUAGAUUGUGGGACUAUGAGGUUGUAGAAGCAUUUUUCCUGAAUGACAGAACUGAACAGUAUUUAGAAGUUGAACUUUGCCCCCAUGGAGAACACUUGUUGCUGCUGCUUUCUGGCAGAAGAAAAGUAUGGAAAGAAGAGCUUCCUUUAGAGUUUGAGGUGACCAGAACGGACACCAAAUGGGAGGGUAAAGCUUGUCUUCCUUGGAAUUAUUUUCCACCAUGCACUAACAAGUUCAAUGCAUUUGCAAUUCAUGGCUCGGGAGAACAGAGAAAAUAUGAGGCACUUUAUCCUGUGCCUCAACAUGAACUACAGGAAGGACAGAAACCGGAUUUUCAUCGUCUGGAAUUUUUCAAAGAUUUGAACCUGAAAAGAUUAAUGGGAGAAGACUGGAAACAGCCUGAAUCAGAUUUAUGGAAAUAUCUCACUAAUUAA